AAGAAGUUCUUGUCGGGAGUUCAUUUAUCUGGGAACGAUGAAGGUUGUUAUAUUACUAUGUGUCUUGAUAGGAACUGUGUGUUGUAAAUCUGUGAAAGAAAAAGAAAAAAGCAGACCACCAAGAGUUUCAUAUAGAGGACACAAGUUAUUGUCAGUGAAAGUACAAACACAACUCGAAGUUGAGUUUUUGCGGGAGCUUCAAAAUGAUCCGGACUUGGAGCUUGAUUUCUGGAAACAACCAAUGAGGGGAGAUGUUCAUAUACACAUUGAACCAAAACAUGAGAAGAAAUGUAUGGAGACACUUGAACGAGCAGGACUCAAAUACUCCGUCUUACAAGAAGAUAUUCAACGCGGAAUUGAUACUGAGUGGCAAUCUAUAUCUAGACAUGCUGGAUCAAGAGAUUACACCCAAACCUACCUAGAUUUAAAUGGGAUAGAUGAUUUCCUUAGCACUUUGGAGGCAGAGGUUCCUCAACGAUUGCAACGAUUUAAUCUAGGGGGAACAACUACAGAAGGACGACAAAUAUGGGCGGUUAAGGGUCGGAAACAAAGUUGA
Molecule: messenger RNA, 556 nt
Organism: Mytilus trossulus (common blue mussel)
Lineage: Eukaryota; Metazoa; Mollusca; Bivalvia; Mytilida; Mytilidae
Product: carboxypeptidase A1-like
Exons: 6
Coding region: 38-556 (172 amino acids)
Biological process (GO): proteolysis
Molecular function (GO): metallocarboxypeptidase activity
Source: RefSeq, a predicted model, not a curated record